Messenger RNA from Oryza sativa Japonica Group (Japanese rice), 2397 nucleotides. The record is from RefSeq and is a predicted model, not a curated record. Lineage: Eukaryota; Viridiplantae; Streptophyta; Magnoliopsida; Poales; Poaceae.
UCGAGUCGUUGGCCGCCUCCUCGCCACGCCGCCCCUGCCCCGUCCACAGGCACAGCCCAUACGAUUUCCCUUCUGAAUCCGCCUGAUCGCCUCCUCCGCCACCGCCGUGUUCGAUUCGUCUUCCCGCGGCGGCGGCGGCGGCGGCGGCGGCGAGGAAGAUGGGGGUGGAGGUGCCGCCGGAGGAGUCCAACCGGUGCGUGCGCGGGUGCUGCCGGAGCGCCGCCAUCCCGCUCCACCUCCCGCCCUCCUCCUUCUCCCUCCUCUCCCCCAUCGCCAAAGGGUCGGAGAGCACGGUGUACGAGGCGCGGCUGGGCGGCGAGCGCGUCGCGGCCAAGAAGCCCGUGCUGUCCACCUCCGACGACCUCGACAAGUUCCACUACCAGCUGCAGCUGCUCUGUGAACUGGAUCACCCAGGGUUGGCGAGACUGGUCGCAGCACAUGCACGUCCUCCGAAUUACUUGAUGUUCUUUGAUUUCUUUGAACCUCCAAACCUUGCGGACAAGAUACAUGUUGAGGAGUGGAACCCUUCUGUGCAGCAAGUGGUCACCAUUGCCACUGAUCUAGCAAAGGCUCUCCAAUACCUAAACAUCCUUGGCAUAGUACACAGAGAUAUAAAGCCUGCAAACAUUUUGAUAGAUAAGGACUUCCAUCCACAUUUAGCAGAUUUUGGCUUAGCCAUGUACCAGAAGGACAUCAAGCAUGUUUCAGUUGAAAACUGGAGAUCAUCUGGCAAGCCUACUGGUGGUUUCCAUAAAAAGAACAUGGUUGGGACAUUAAUAUACAUGGCACCAGAAAUUUUGAGAAAGGACAUACAUACAGAGAAAUCAGAUGUAUAUAGCUUUGCAAUAUCUAUCAAUGAGCUACUUACGGGUGUGGUGCCUUAUACAGACCUACGAGCAGAAGCACAGGCACACACCGUUCUUGAAAUGACUUACACCGAACAACAACUUACAGCAGCAAUUGUUUCUCAAGGAUUGCGCCCAGCUCUUGCCCUUCCUGAGUCUGGUGCUCCACCUAGCCUCUUGUCACUUAUCCAGCGAUGCUGGGACUCUGAUCCUCAACAGAGACCAUCAUUUAAAGAUAUAACUGAAGAGUUAAAAAUAAUUGAAAAGCAUAUAGCUGUAAAUUCUUGCUCACUAGCAUCUCCUGCAAACAAGAGUCAAAAUGGCAACACAGAAGUUCACCACUAUCAAGAAGCAUUGAGCUGGUUGAACCAAGGGGAGUUGUUUGCAAAAGGAAACAAAUUGGACAGUACAGUUGACCAUUGGUCUGAUAUUUUCGAUCAGUCCUCUAAGUACUGUCCAACAUUAAGUUGGGGAUCUUUUGCAACAUGUGGUCGAAGAGAAACAAUGGAAGAUACCCAUUUUAUGCUUCCCCACAUGAGCGAAGAAAAGGAUCUGCAUGCAUUUGGCAUUUUUGAUGGUCACAGAGGUUCAGCAGCUGCUGAGUUCUCAGUUCGAGCAGUCCCUGGUUUUCUCAAACAGUUUAAUUCCAAUACAAGCCCAACUGAUGCCCUUACAGAAGCAUUUGUAAGGACUGACAUAGCAUUUCGAGAGGAAUUAAUUCUUCACCAGAAGUCAAAAAGGAUAACCCAGAAAAAUUGGCAUCCUGGUUGCACGGCAGUGACAGCACUGAUAGUGAGAAACAAGCUUUUUGUAGCGAAUGCUGGUGAUUGCCGGGCAAUUCUGAACCGUGCUGGUGAACCAUUUCCUAUGACCAGGGAUCAUGUUGCUAGUUGUCCAAAGGAAAGAGAACGGAUUGUAAAGGAAGGAACUGAAGUCAAAUGGCAAAUAGAUACAUGGCGUGUUGGUGCAGCUGCUCUUCAGGUCACACGGUCCAUUGGCGAUGAUGAUCUUAAGCCAGCAGUCACAGCACAACCUGAGGUUAUAGAAACCAUUUUAUCACCUGAUGAUGAGUUCCUGGUGAUGGCAAGUGAUGGAUUGUGGGACGUGAUGAGCAACGAGGAUGUCCUGUCCAUCAUCAAGGACACAGUAAAAGAGCCUGGAAUGUGCUCCAAGCGGCUGGCCACGGAGGCGGCAGCGCGUGGCAGCAAGGACAACAUCACUGUCAUCGUUGUGUUCCUUCGCCCCGUCUCCACUGCUGAGCGAAUAUACUAACCACAAAGCCUUGUUGGUAACUUCAUCAUUUGUCAGAAUUUUUAGAUACUAUUAUCACCACUGUAAAGGAAAGAAGCCACCGAUUCGUUCUUGUACACAAAUUGGAUUUGCUGAUUACCCUGUCUAGGGCAGAAAGAUGAUUAAUCUUUCUGAUAGGAGAUAUAGCAUUCUUUCAUUGGUCAAUGUUUAUGCAACUCUGAUUCAUCUCAUUUGUGCACCUUCCAGGCCAAAAGAACAAAACAUAUUUAUUCAAUACUUAUCUCAAUAAAAUUUUGUGGAA